Messenger RNA from Penicillium macrosclerotiorum, 1518 nucleotides. RefSeq names its product putative MFS transporter. Gene Ontology annotation, molecular function: transmembrane transporter activity. The record is from RefSeq and is a predicted model, not a curated record. Gene Ontology annotation, cellular component: membrane. NCBI's taxonomy places the organism in Eukaryota, Fungi, Ascomycota, Eurotiomycetes, Eurotiales, Aspergillaceae. The coding region runs from base 1 to 1518 and encodes 505 amino acids. Gene Ontology annotation, biological process: transmembrane transport. The transcript is spliced from 8 exons.
AUGUCUCGUGCCUCGCAGGAUCUCGAGGUGGCCGAUAUCGACAAGUCUUAUGUAGACAACGUCGAAAUCGUCGCCAAUGCCGAUAAACCCAAUCCCAAGAAAGAAGCCCCAGCCUAUGUGGCCGGUCUCUCCCCUGAGGAGCGCGAGAAGGCCGAGAAGGCUCUGGUGCGGAAGAUCGAUAUUCGUCUAUUGCCCAUGAUUAUCAUCAUGUACAUUCUGAACUACCUGGACCGGAACAAUAUCGCUGCUGCUCGUCUUGCGGGUUUGGAGGAUGACUUGGGUCUCGUUGGGAACCAAUAUUUGACCUGCGUUAGCAUUCUGUUUGUGGGUUAUCUGUUGAUGCAGAUCCCUUCGAACCUGCUGCUCAACAAGUUCGGAAAGCCUGCUAUUUACCUGCCCACUGCUAUGAUGCUUUGGGGUGUCAUCUCAACCCUCACGGCAUGUGCUCAAAACUAUGCCGGUCUUGUGGUUAUUCGAUUUUUCCUUGGUUUCGUUGAAGCCGCCUACUUCCCUGGCUGUCUGUACUUCCUCAGUGCUUGGUACACUCGCAAGGAGCUUGGUUUCCGUACUGCAGCUCUUUAUUCCGGCUCUCUCCUGUCAGGCGCUUUCUCUGGAUUGAUCGCCGCUGGUAUUACCGGAAACAUGGAUCACAAACGAGGCCUUCGUGCUUGGCGUUGGCUGUUUAUCAUUGAGGGUGCUAUCACAAUCGUCGUUGCCUUCAUCGCUAUCUUCAUCCUGCCUAAUUUCCCCCGUACGACUAGCUGGCUCAGUGAGGAAGAGAAGCAGUUGGCUGCAUGGCGUUUGGAGGAAGACAUUGGCGAGGAUGAUUGGGUUGACAGCGAGCAGCAGUCUUUCCUGCACGGUGCGAAGCUGGCUUUCACCGAUAUCAAGACCUGGGUUUUGAUGCUUAUGAUCUUAUGCAUUGUUUCCUCCGCCUCUGUGACGAAUUUCUUCCCCACUGUCGUCGAGACUCUCAAGUAUGACAGCAUCACCACCCUCCUCCUCACUGCUCCGCCCUAUUGCCUGGCUGUGAUUUGUGCGUUCGCCAAUGCCUGGCAUUCUGAUCGCACCGGCGAGCGAUACUUCCAUAUCACCCUACCGCUGUACAUCUCCGUCGCAGCUUUUAUUAUUGCUGCUGCUACGACUAGCACCGCACCCCGCUAUGUCUCCAUGAUGCUUAUGGUGCCAUCAUUCUAUUCCGGCUACGUUGUUGCUCUGGGUUGGAUCUCAAGUACCCUGCCCCGUCCUGCAUCGAAGCGUGCCGCUGCACUCGCUGCUAUCAACUGUGUUAGCAACUGCAGUAGUAUCUAUGCCAGUUAUAUGUAUCCCGACAGCGAUGCGCCGCGUUUUGUUCCCGCCAUGGCUGUCAACUGCGCUACUGCUUUCAUCGCUAUUAUCUCUGCGACCGUUCUCCGCUUCAUUCUCGUUCGUCUGAACAAGAAGCUUGACCGUGGCGAACAUGUUGAGGGUGCUGUUCCUGGCCAAGCCAGCAGCCGUGGCUUCAGGUUCUUGGUUUAA